AUGUCAACAAAAGUACCUAAAAAGAAGUUAAAAUCUUUAGAGUAUCGAUCAAAAAAGUUUUCCAAAAAAUCAAAAACACUCGAAGAUCAUGAAAAAGAGGUAGAAGAUCGUGCUCGUGCUCAAGAGCAAAAAUUGAACAAGAAAGCCCAAGAUGAAGAGGCACCUAAGGUCUCUGAAGCCAAGACGAACGAAAAGGAUAAGAAAGAGAAGAAGCGUUCAUUAGAAGAAGAGUCGGAGUCGACCAAAGAAAAACCCAAAAAGCAAAAAUCAGACAAGAAGGAAAAGCGGGUUAUUUUGUUUGUUGGUAAUCUGCCAAAGGACUCGGACGUAGAAACAUUGCAAGAACAUUUUAAACGAGCUGGACAGAUGCCUCGAGUACGAAUUCCUACAGAGAAGGGAACAGGUCGACAACGGGGUUAUGCAUUCGUGGAAUUUAUUAAUCCUCAUCACGAAGUAGCAUCCAAGGCCCUAAAGUUUCACCACACAAUGUAUAAAGAUCGAAAGAUUAACAUUGAAUUGACUGCUGGUGGAGGAGGAAAAACUGAGUCUCGGAUGAAUAAAAUAAAGGAGAAAAAUAAAAAAUGGACUGAAGAACGCAGGGAGCGUGUUGCCAACGAAGAGAAGAAGGCAAGGGAAGUUAGAGGUUCUAAAGAUGCCAUCGUUCAAGAAGGUGUGCAGACCGGUAUUCAUCCUGAUCGUUUACACAUGUUAAAGUAA
Schizosaccharomyces osmophilus is the source of this 717-nucleotide messenger RNA. Its product is annotated as RNA-binding protein, involved in ribosome biogenesis. The transcript has a single exon. Lineage: Eukaryota; Fungi; Ascomycota; Schizosaccharomycetes; Schizosaccharomycetales; Schizosaccharomycetaceae. Gene Ontology annotation, molecular function: RNA binding. The record is from RefSeq and is a predicted model, not a curated record. Bases 1 to 717 code for a protein of 238 amino acids.